CGUAAAGGAGGAGUCGGCGAACGUCUGAAGGCGAUCCUGGCUCUUUUGGGGCUGAUUUCUGACAGCUUGGCGAGACAGGACUGAGCAGCCUACGCUGUCAAGUAAAUCGUGCCUGACGCAACGCACGGAUCAGAAACGCAACGUCAAACGACUCGGAAGGCAAACAUUUGUGCAGCAUCAACGACUGCACGACUCAUUUUGCAUCGCUGCCUGCAAUUGACAGCUUUCAGCCACACUGACGAAUACCUCGCAUCUUGCUGGCACUGCUCGUCGCGAGCUCAACUAUGCGUGUGCUGCAGCUUACGAUGAUCGUGACGGCAGUGCGCGCCCUCGUCGCGCCGCCGACAAGAAACAGCAGGUUGCUGCGUCCGCUGCAAGCUGCCGCCGUCGCCGAGCGUGUCGGCAAGCUGCGGCUGGACGCAUUGCUGCUGCAACGCGGCUUCGCGGCUUCUAGAUCGCAGGCCACGGCACUCAUCCGCGAAGGCGCGGUCACGGUAGACGGUGAAACGAAGGCCAAACCUGGCGCCAAGAUCUCCGUCGAUGCGUCGAUCAAAGUCGCCUCGGAGAAGAACGUUCGCUACGUUUCAAGAGGCGGAGAGAAGCUCCAUGCGGCGUUCGAAGCCUGGCCGGACAUCGUGCCGAGGGACCGCACGGUACUAGACAUCGGAGCUUCCACUGGCGGGUUUUCGCAUUGCUCGUUGCACCACGGCGCGGCCGCGGUGGACGCCGUCGACGUGGGCAGCGGCCAGUUCCACGCGUCUUUGCUCGAGGACGACCGCGUGCGGUCCUUCGAGAACGUGAAUUGCCGCUACGACGACGAGCUCGCGGCCAUCCCGCUGCGCGCGGCCUACGACCUCGUGGUCACGGACUGUAGCUUUAUCAGUCUGACGAAGCUCCUGCCGGCGAUCUGGCGCAAGGUCGACGCGGGAGGAAAUUUAAUGUGUCUCGUGAAGCCGCAGUUCGAGUGCGGGCCGGAUAUUGUCCGUCGCGGUCGAGGCGUCGUGCGGGACCCGGCGGAUCGGCAGAGUGCCGUCGACGCGAUCAUCGCGUUCGCGCGGGAGCUGCCGGAUUGUACAGUCGUCGACGACGCCGUUGAGUCACCAGUGCACGAUAAGCUCGGCAAUAGAGAAUUUUUAUUGCGGCUACGAAGGCGCAACACCGGCCAGGUUGCUGCGCUGGAAGCCGCGAUUGCGGCGCCGUCCGCGAUGCCCGGUGUCGCCGCCGCCCUGGCCGCGGCGGCGCCUGGCUUAGCGGCCGCUGCUGAUGGCGGCAAUCCCGACCAAGGAGCGAUCGUCGCCUACGCCUGGUUUGCUAUUUCGGCGGCCGCGGGCGUCAAGGGCGUGGCGGACAAGCUUCGCAGCGACUAAUGUGUUCAUAGUGUCACCUGGAUUAUAUACACACGAUUAGUCCGCGGCGCAGGAUAUCUUCAAGGAUGAGGGGGGUAUGGUGAUAUCCAGAGUAGAGACGUGAAC
This is a messenger RNA of Pelagomonas calceolata, 1472 nucleotides long. Lineage: Eukaryota; Pelagophyceae; Pelagomonadales; Pelagomonadaceae. The record is from the annotation of a GenBank genome assembly.